Molecule: messenger RNA, 317 nt
Organism: Staurois parvus
Lineage: Eukaryota; Metazoa; Chordata; Amphibia; Anura; Ranidae
Source: the annotation of a GenBank genome assembly
CAAUAGAGGGAUUGGCAGAGAGGGGUGGAGGACACUGAAUGGAGGCCAGUGGAGGGAUUGGCAGAGAGGGGUGGAGGACACUGAAUGGAGGCCAGUGGAGGGAUUGGCAGAGAGGGGUGGAGGACACUGAGUGGGACCAGUGGAGGGAGGACGGUGUGAGGACACUGAAUGGAGGCCAGUGGAGGGAUUGGCAGAGAGGGGUGGAGGACACUGAGUGGAGACCAGUGGAGGGAUUGGCAGAGAGGGAUGGCAGAUAUGGAACGGUUAGUAAGGUGGAGUGAUUGGAUUUGGGGCUGAAAGGACAGAUGGGAGUCUAG